Rotaria sp. Silwood2 is the source of this 975-nucleotide messenger RNA. Lineage: Eukaryota; Metazoa; Rotifera; Eurotatoria; Philodinida; Philodinidae. The record is from the annotation of a GenBank genome assembly.
AUGAGUUUACAUACACGUAAAAAACGAAAGAAAGAACUUCGAGAAGAAUAUAUUGAACAAGAUGGUUUAAUAUUUCAAUUACCCGAUGAAAUACUUCUUCAUUUAUUUAAAUAUCUCUCUACAGAAGAAAUUAUUCUUGCUGCUGGUGUUUGCAAUUUAUUUCGUCGUGUUGCUAAUGAUGAUAAAUUAUGGAAAAUAGUUGAUUUAACAAGAAAAUCUUAUUCAAAUCGAGUAUUAGUUAAAUUUUUUCGUCGUUUUGCUCGUCCAUGUACGGAAAUAUUAAAAAUAUCAGGUGCACCAAAUGGAAAAAAAAUAAAAAAUAAUCUUGUUAAAUUACCACCAUAUACAGAACAAUUAAGUUAUUUUAUUCGUACAUCAUAUCCAAAUCUUCGUUAUUUACAUAUAUCAAAAUAUGAUUUUCGAGAUGAUCCAACAGCUUGUAAAAAUAUUACAUAUUUACCAACAAAUCUUCAAGGUCUUUAUUUAACAAAAUGUGAAAUGUUAAUGACAAGUAUUCAAGGUACAUCUGAUUUUUUAAAAAUUCCUAAAGCUCCAUUAAAAGGUUCAACAUCAAAUUUUUCUCUUGAACAAUUGGAAAUUUUAUCAUUUGAACAAUCAUCAUGUCUUGGACUAGUAUCUGUACGUUAUUUACCAGAUUUAUCUCCAAAUUUAAUUGAACUUAAUCUUAAUGGUUGUUUUCGUAUAACACGAACACGUACAUUUACCGAUACAUUACUGUCAUUUCAUAAAACACUUCGACGACUUUAUUUAAAAGAAACACAAGUCGAUGAUGAUACAAUUCAUUGUAUAUGUCGAAAGUUAAAAUUUCUAACUAUACUUGAUAUAAGAUUAUGUAAAUAUGUUACAAAAAAUAUUAUAGAAAAUUUGUUAACAUUAAAACAAUUAGAACAAUUAUUCGCAGAUGACAUUAUUAAAAUUGAAUAUGAACAAAGAAAAUUAAAUGAAAAAUUAUGA